Messenger RNA from Bactrocera latifrons, 1841 nucleotides. Its product is annotated as serine-aspartate repeat-containing protein I. Gene Ontology annotation, cellular component: extracellular region. Bases 50 to 1384 code for a protein of 444 amino acids. The transcript has a single exon. The record is from RefSeq and is a predicted model, not a curated record. Lineage: Eukaryota; Metazoa; Arthropoda; Insecta; Diptera; Tephritidae. Gene Ontology annotation, molecular function: chitin binding.
UAAAGAAGUGAACGAAAACAACGAGUGAGGAAAAAUUGUCUUAAGCGCAAUGAAAUUAUUUUUUCUUGGAUUAUUUUUGGCAAUAGCCGUGGCCGAUGCUGGAGUUUUAUUGAAUCCUUGUAAACGCGUAGGAUUAUUUGCAUUCGUCGAUAACUCGCCAGAAUUUUAUGCAUGUGAUCUUAACGAAUACGGCACAUUCGAUAUCAAAUACUUCAAUUGUGAAAGUGGAUACGUUUUUGACCGUUACGAUGGAGUUUGUGUGCCAAAAGUUGCGUAUUUUAGUAAAACGGCUGACAGUUCUGAUGGCGAUGAGGAUGUACAAAGUCCGACAGUACCCACAACUACUACAACACACGGAGACCUCAUCAAACCAACCAUACCCACUACUGCUCCUACUGGUAGUAUUGACAAUCAGACAACCGCAGAUGAAGAUGAUGAUACAACUAUAGCUCCAACAGAUGAGACCGAAACUACUGAGGCACCCGCAACGACUGAUGAUACUGUAACUACUGAAGAACCGGAAACAACAGGUGCCUCUGUAACUACUGAAGAACCGGAAACAACAGAGGCUAUUGUAACUACUGAAGAGCCGUCAACAACUGAUGCUCCUGUUACUACUGAAGAGCCGUCAACAACUAAUGCUCCUGUAACUACUGCAGAACCGGAAACAACAGAUGCCUCUGUAACUACUGAAGAACCGGAAACAACAGAUGUUCCUGUAACUACUGAAGAGCCGACAACAACAGAUGCUCCUUUUACUACUGAAGAGCCGACAACAACUGAGGCUCCUGUAAUUACUGAAGAGCCGUCAACAACUGAUGCUCCUGUAACUACUGCAGAGCCGGAAACAACAGAUGUUCCUGUAAUUACUGAAGAACCGGAAACAACAGAUGCUCCUGUAACUACUGAAGAGCCGACAACAACUGAGGCCUCUGUAACUACUGAAGAACCAGAAACAACAGACGCUCCUCUAACUACUGAAGAACCAUCAACAACAAAUCCUCCUUUAACAACCGAUGCUCCAGAAACCACUGACGUAACCGUAACCACCGAUGAACCUGCAACAACUGAUGCCCCUGUAACCACUGAUGUACCAACAAGCACGGACGAACCGGAAUCUACUACACUACCGGCAUUUGAUUGCCCCGAUGUCGGCUUCUAUCCACAGAGUGGCUCUUGUGAGAAAUUCGCUUUAUGCGCCGAAGUUAAUGGCGAAAUUAUCUAUUACUUACAAAGUUGCCCCACAGGUCAGCAAUUUAACUAUAACACAAAUUUUUGUGAUAACAAUUUCGAUUGCAAUGCAGACGUCUCCACAACUAAAAAGGUUCUCAAAGAGAAACGCUCUUCAGUAUUCAACCUUUUUCAUUUUCUUAAAUUGUUUUAAAUUACUAUUAUAUUACACCGGGCUUGUACCUUAAGAAACGAAAGUUUUGUGUUUCAUGAAACCAGUCACGUGUAAUAAAAGCAUUUGAAUAAAUUAAUUUUUUUUAUAUACAUACAUAUUUACAGUAGCAUAACUUGUUUUUAAAUGCGAAAUUAACUAUAAAGCUAUAAAUUAACUAAUAUCAGCACGAAAUGAACAGGAGUUAAUUUUUUCUUCUCGAAGCAUUACCAUGAAUAGAGCUUAUCUUUGGUGGAAACGGCCCUUGAUAAGAGAAUUUCCAAGAAUUGAAAUUAUAAAAAGAUACUUAGUAACCCGGGUGAUUUUUUGUUUUUGCAGAUAAAAUGUUUAUCUGCUCAUUUGUAUGCUUAUUGCUUUGACGACUUGAUAAUUCAUUUAGUAUUUGCGUUCUGAAAGUUUAAGAAUAAAAAAUAAAAUAAUUUGUCGUCGUGCACUUGAA